Carica papaya (papaya) is the source of this 1028-nucleotide messenger RNA. NCBI's taxonomy places the organism in Eukaryota, Viridiplantae, Streptophyta, Magnoliopsida, Brassicales, Caricaceae. The record is from RefSeq and is a predicted model, not a curated record.
CGAAAGCCUCUUCCAGGGAAAGUGGUAGUGAUGACAGGUGCUGCUCCACCUCCUCCUCAGGUUCUUUACAAUACGGAAGAGCUAGGUUUUGUGUUGAUGCAUUCUUAUGGUUUAACAGAAACCUAUGGACCAGGCACAGUCUGUACUUGGCAACCUAAAUGGAAUUCCCUGCCACGCGAUGCACAAGCGAAAAUCAAAGCCCGUCAAGGAUUGCAGCAUAUUGGGAUGGAGGAAGUGGAUAUCAAAGAUCCUGUAACCAUGAAGAGUGUGCCAGCAGAUGCAAAAACCAUAGGUGAGGUAAUGUUUAGAGGCAACACUGUGAUGAAUGGAUAUUUGAAGGAUGUGAAAGCAACAGAGAAUGCAUUCAAAGGUGGAUGGUUUUGGAGUGGUGACUUAGGGGUGAGACACCCUGAUGGGUACAUAGAAUUGAAGGACCGUUCCAAAGACAUAAUUAUAUCUGGGGGAGAAAAUAUAAGCACAAUUGAGGUGGAGUCUGUUCUGUUUAGUCAUCCAGCUGUGCUUGAAGCAGCAGUUGUGGGAAGACCUGAUGAGUAUUGGGGCGAAACACCCUGUGCAUUUGUUAAGUUAAAGGCAGGGUGUGAUGUGAGUGCUUCUGAACUUAUUACUUAUUGUAGGAAUAAGUUGCCACAUUAUAUGGCUCCUCGGACUAUUAUUUUCGAGGAUCUGCCAAAAACUUCAACAGGAAAAACUCAGAAGUAUGUUCUAAAGCAAAAGGCCAAAGCCAUGGGAAGCAUUUCAGGGACGAACAGCAAAUUGUAGAUUUCAUUUGGAGGGGAAGGAAGACGAAGGAAUUAUGGAAGCUGGAAAUGAAGAAGAAGAAAAGUCAUACAGGUUUUGUUUUUUGUUUUUUUUUUUUGACUUUUCCUCUGGGAAGAAAUUUCAUAAGUUGAAAUGAAACAACUAUAUAAUGUUCCAUAUCAUGUAUAUGUAUGUCAUGUACGUGAUAUAAUUUAAUCUUGAAUAUUGAGAAAAUAAAAAAGUACUUGCGUGUUAGAAUUACAUGUAAA